GGUGGGAGAGGAGAACUCUUAAACACGUACCAAAUAUAUCUGUAACCGUGCAUUACAAGCCUCCCUUGUUGCACAUUUUCAGUUCACCUGGUCUCUCUCUGUUUUUCCCGCUGUGAACGCUGCUGACUGUGGUGGCGGGAAAUGGUGUAUAGAAUAAAAAGUGUGUAUAAAAAUACCCGUUUAUUGUAGUGAAUACAGGUUUAAAAUACAACAAACAAAGUAAAUAUAUACACAGCUUGAAUUUCCAGGAUUGUGUGCGCUAAAAAUAAUCGUUUAUAUUAGGCGCAAUUGACGAAAAAUCCCGAGGAUAAAAGCCCUCAUUUGCGUUUCGUUUGGUGUGAUCUGUGCUUUUAAGCAGCGUACAUGCACGGACCGAUGUCGUGGAGUAGCUUUAUCAAAGUAGAGGUUGCUCAACCCCAAACUUCGACUGGUUCAAUUAAAGACCUGAGUGGGACGUGAGCUGUGUCUUUGAACCUCGCCUGGCAGGAAUUCUAUAGACCCACAUUUCCCGAAUAUAGGGAACGCCUCAGCGACCGAUACGAGCUUGUUUGCCCGGGUAACGGACAUAUUCACAUAUUUUAGGAUUGGUAUUGACGCAAGACAAGUGAAGGAUUCCUCGUUCAGUCCUGUAAUGAACUUUUACUGAAACUGACUUCUAAAACGAUAUCUGGGAAAACUGCUCAAUAUGAGUCUGGUGAACACGACUAGCAUCACUCAGAUAGAAAUCAUCCCGUGUAAAGUGUGUGGAGACAAGUCUUCAGGCGUUCACUACGGGGUGAUAACCUGUGAAGGUUGCAAGGGUUUCUUCAGAAGAAGUCAGUCCAGCGUGGUGAACUACCAAUGUCCAAGACAGAAGAAUUGUGUUGUAGACAGAGUGAAUCGAAAUAGAUGCCAAUACUGUAGGUUGCAAAAAUGUUUAACACUAGGAAUGUCAAGAGAUGCUGUCAAAUUUGGAAGGAUGUCGAAAAAACAAAGAGAAAAGGUAGAAGAUGAGGUUAGAUUCCAUAGAGCCCAACUAGUCCAUCCUCAGUCUCAUCAACAAGGUCAGCUGACACCCCAGCAAAAUCCACCACAAACCACAGAGACCUCACCAGAUAGUUCUGUCUUUGAGCAACAACAACCAUCUUCAUCCAAUCAACAGCCUUCUUACAUCAAUGGAGGAUAUUCUUACAAUGGAGACCUCAACACAUAUACACCCAAUGGUUACAGUUACACUCCUCAGGCUAUGACAUUGGACUUGGCUGGAACAGAUUUUGUAGACAGCACAACAUUUGAUCAGUUUCAGCAGUUAGAAAAUUCUUUACCAGAAACCAAUGGCCUCCUUACAACCACAGUCCCAACAACUACAAUAUCAAAUAAUUCCCAUUUAGAGUUAUUAGCUAAGACCAUCGUUGAUGCACACAAUCGUACUUGUUUAUAUACAACAGAACAGAUUUUAGAACUUAUGAGGAAACCUCAAGAUGUCUCACUCCUUUUGUAUUAUAAGAACAUGGCUCAAGACGAACUUUGGUUGGACUGUGCCCAAAGAUUAACAGCAGUUGUUCAACAAAUUAUAGAGUUUGCCAAGAUGGUUCCAGGAUUUAUGAAGCUGUCUCAGGAGGACCAGAUCGUAUUAUUAAAAGCUGGAAGCUUUGAACUGGUUUUGUUGCGGAUGAGUCGGUACAUUGAUUUAAACACGGGUUCUGUUUUGUAUGGAGAGAAUCUUUUAUCUGUUGAAGCAUUCUUGACAUCUGACACAACAGAAAUGAAACUUGUCAGCAGUAGUUUUGAUCUUGCCAUGAGUGUAGCAGAACUUAAGUUGACGGACACAGAACUAGCCUUGUUUUCCGCACUUGUACUGCUUUCCCCAGAUCGUGCUGGACUUAAAGAAGUAUUGGACAUUCAGAGACAUAAUCAGGCAAUUUUAAAAUCCCUUCGUUUUGAACUAGACCGCUCUCAUAAACUACCAUAUAAAGGAGAUGUCAGUAUAUUGGACUUUCUAUUGGCCAAGAUUCCAAGCCUUAGAGAAAUUAACCUUCUUCAUAUGGAUGCUUUAGCAAAGUUUCAGCAGAUGUAUCCUCACCAUAUGUUUCCUGCUUUACAUAAAGAGUUGUUUGCAAUUGAUAUCUGAUCAGAGUUGAUUUUGUUUUAAAAAAAUGCCAUGGCCUAUCUAGUGGAUAUCUGAGACCUGAAAUUUCUCUCGAGUUAAAGGACAACACUGCUUCAUAUGUCCAUCUAACUGCUUGCUAUUUGAGUGACUCAGACCUGUCAGUACAAUUAUUAAACCUCAGAGGAGUGUUGUUGGUCUUAUGUUAAAACUGCUCCAGCAUUCCCAUACUUCUGAACAUCCACUGUUGGGUAUAGGACAAAAUUGAAUUGAUCUUUAUCUUGGUGUCUUAAGAUAAACUGUUGUUAAGAGAUACAACAGGAUUUAACUAGAGGAAGAACUUCAAGAGGAGGCUAAACGGUUGUCUUUAUUCUCCACUUAAAAAAUAAAACUUAAAAAAAAAAGUUAGUAGGAAGAUGUGUUUAAAGUUGUUUGAAGAGUUCGUGAGAUGUUAAGUUUUAUGAAAGAGAAAUUUCUUGUAUAUUAUUUUAUGAGCAAAUGUGAACCAGCAUGACAAACACAGCCAAACAUAUACAAACUUCUCACCAAACAAUCAUGGUGAAUACAGAGGCAGGGAUAUGUGUGUUCUCCCCUUGGUCCAGUUGAGCUAAUUACUGCCAUCUUAAUAGCCGAUUCUCAUACAGAGGUGACUGAUAGAUCUUAGGAAACACAUUAAGCUCACUUAUUUAUGAUGUACACAUUCAUUAUUAAUGUUGUUUGUAAAUUGUUUUAUAAAGUUUAAGAUUUACUUUCAAAUCUCAUGUUCAUCCUCAUUAUUGCAAAAUAUUUUGUGGAGUCCUGAGUAUUAUGGUCAGAAGCAAAUGUCCAGAGAUUCUACCAUAUUUCGGGGCACACAUGAUAAAACACUUUAUCUGCUUAAAGAUUAAUAUUAAAUGUCAUUUGAAAGUCCUCAGGGGAUCUCAUUUUUUUGUUUCAUCUCAUUACUUUUCCAAAUAACCUACCAUGUUCUUGUACUCAGUUCCUUUGUAAACUUGUUUUGUGAGUACCGUAGUCGGCCUUUCUCGGUUAUUGGAGAAAGAAGGGUUGUGGCUUCGAGAAGGCAUGGGGAUAGAGUUUUGAUCUGUUCGGGCAUGUGGACACACUGUAAAACAAUUUAUCUUGUAGUUUUUACCCAGCUAAAUUAUUGCUUACCUAAAAAUGAAUUGAUUAAUUCUUAUAGAGUAAUUAAGUCAUUGAAAAACUAUGAAAAUAACAGCAUCUACCUCACAUCUGUGUUGUGAACAGUAUUUUUUUUUUCCAGUAUUUCCACCAACAUUUGAAGUUAUGAUAAACUCUUGAUCUCUGAUAUACGUGUGUUCCAUGAGUUCUGAAAUUUUAUGAUAUGGUGUAUAAGAGGCUUUGACUACUAGUGGUCAACAUGAUUUGAAAAUAGGUCAUAUUUUUAUAGAGUUUUAAUGAUCAGAUUAUAAGGGUACUUUAUUAUUUGUUAGUGGUAAAGGAAGUAAGCCUUGCACAGUGACACAGGAUGGUCGUGUCCAACUGCUUGAUCAUCUCGGGCAUCUAUGUGCUACGUAGAGUGAAUUUUUUAAAUAUUUGUUGUCAAGCAAGAGCCUGCAUCGAGCUUGACUGGGUAAUGGUAUUGUUAAUGUUGUUUUUGUUAAUAAAAAAUGAACUGCCCUAUUAAUGAAAAUUUCACACUUUAUAUUAAGUGUUUUUUUUUGUUUCUUUUCACUUUUAGCAAUUAAAAUACCAACAUACUAUAUUCAGUAAGUGUUACGCAUUUAACUUUUCAUCAUAAAACUUGUAGCACUACAGCAAAAAUGGAAUGUUUUUUUUUAAAUGACAGUAUUUCUUUGGAAGAUGCAGUGAUAUCACUGAAAGAAACAAGUAACAUUAGCUUCAGACACAAAUUUAAAAGCCAAGAGGAAUUAUAUUUUGUAUUUAAUAUUGAUACUGUUGUGGCAAGGCUGGCUUCCCAGUUUUCUGACAUUGGAGUUUUUAUUGAGAUUAAGAAUAUAUAUAUAAUUUAAAAUUUUGUUAUAAAGAAAAUAGUUUGUUAUGUAAAUAUGAUGACGGGGAAGCCAACUUGUUAGAAGAAUACACUAUAAACAUUGUAUGCUAUAAUUGUUAUGAUUUUGAAAUUCCUAUUUUAAACUUAUCUCUAGUUUAAAAUACCUUGAAGAGAACAGAAAGUACAAAGUUUACUCUCUAAACUACUUAAAGAGUGUUAUAAGUUCUUACAGAGGACUACGUAUCAUACACGAAAUAGCCAUGUGCCUUCAUAUCCAUUAGCAUUUAAUGACUCAUGAUAUAAUGCCUUUUAGUGCCAAUGCCUUUUUUUAAUUUUUUUUUUACAGUAUUUUAUAAUUAGGAACUGUUAAUCUUAGCUGUGAAAAAUAAUGAAAAGGUGUUAUUCUUGUAGUUCAUUAAAUAAGUAGUAAAAAGCACUUUGUCCAAGUAUAAAUUGAAACCACCAAGUCCACUGUAGGAGCUUCCAUCCAGGACUUGAUUCCACUUGACCUGAUGAUUAUACAGCUUACAAAAUGUAUAUCUUAACUUAAACAUAUUUGGGUAGAGUUUUUAUAUUUGAUGGUUUGGUCUGUUCUGUCCUUAAUUAGGGGCUUCAUCAGAAAUGAAAUAUGAAAUAAAAUCAU
Limulus polyphemus (Atlantic horseshoe crab) is the source of this 4701-nucleotide messenger RNA. RefSeq names its product probable nuclear hormone receptor HR3. The record is from RefSeq and is a predicted model, not a curated record. Gene Ontology annotation, biological process: regulation of transcription by RNA polymerase II. The transcript is spliced from 11 exons. Gene Ontology annotation, cellular component: nucleus. The coding region runs from base 686 to 2110 and encodes 474 amino acids. NCBI's taxonomy places the organism in Eukaryota, Metazoa, Arthropoda, Merostomata, Xiphosura, Limulidae. Gene Ontology annotation, molecular function: zinc ion binding; nuclear receptor activity; RNA polymerase II cis-regulatory region sequence-specific DNA binding.